AUGAGGACUUGCUCCUUGAAGGCAUGCCCUCCGGCCCCGAAGACGUCGAGUCCCAGGCGAAGACCCUGGCCGGUCGGCGCAUUCCCCCAUGGGCCAAGGUGUCCUUGGGUGCUGUGCUGGUCGCGGCGAUCCUGGGCGUCAGUCUCCCCUUCGCUGCCCAAGGCCUUCAUUCAGCUCUUCAACCCUGCAUUCGGGACCGGAGUGCAAGCGACAGAUGCGGCCUUGAAUGCAGUGGAGAGUACCGAGGGUCGGACUUUCAGCUACGUGACCUUCGAGCUCCAGAGCGGCGCUUUCGGUGCAACCCAGCCUCAGCUUGUGACGCACCCCAUGAACCAGGCAACGGAUUUCAAGCAGCUUGUUGAUGCUAUGCCUGCAACCGAGCCGCGCUACGCCAUGGUCCACAUGCCCAAUCAGAUGGUCUUUGUUCACUGGAGUCCGGACACGGCCAUGGCCACCACGAAGUCGAUGUACAUGAGCUCGGCGAAGGGAAUCCAAGACAGCCUCGGAUCGCCGGUGAGCCUCUCGAUUCUUGCAAAAGACAAGAACGAGCUGAGCCAGGAACUUGAGAAGAUAGCUCACUAG
Symbiodinium natans is the source of this 582-nucleotide messenger RNA. The record is from the annotation of a GenBank genome assembly. Lineage: Eukaryota; Dinophyceae; Suessiales; Symbiodiniaceae.